This is a messenger RNA of Cladophialophora immunda, 2009 nucleotides long. RefSeq lists its product as uncharacterized. Gene Ontology annotation, molecular function: carbohydrate:proton symporter activity. NCBI's taxonomy places the organism in Eukaryota, Fungi, Ascomycota, Eurotiomycetes, Chaetothyriales, Herpotrichiellaceae. The record is from RefSeq and is a predicted model, not a curated record. Gene Ontology annotation, cellular component: membrane. Gene Ontology annotation, biological process: transmembrane transport; carbohydrate transport. The transcript has a single exon. Bases 366 to 1880 code for a protein of 504 amino acids.
CCUGUCUUCCGAACGCCUUUCAGUCGUCCACCAAAUGCCAGGUUCGUUUGCCGGAUCUGCGACCACCGGUGUUUUACUCCAUGGACACAAAGAUGUGCGGACGAGGCAGUUGGAAUCUGAGAGCACGACCACCGUGCCACCGGAGUCUAGCUUGCCCCAGAGCCCAGACUCCCUACCGAAUUUUCUGGAGCGCACCCCAGACUCCAGAUCGACAUUCGCCUGUUGAGUUGAGGGGCCAGUUUCAACUCGCCCUGCAGGGCUCGGGCAUAUAAAGCAACGUGUUUGUGCUUGUUGGAAAACAUGUCUUGGAGAAUCUAGCAUCUUCAUUUGUAACCACCACAACACCAGCUCUAGGACGCAUCAAAAUGGCAAAAAGCAACUGGUAUAUUUACUGGAUAUGCGCGGUAGCGUCCCUUGCGAACAUCUUCCAAGGGUUUGACUCAGGCAUCUACUCGAUCAUCAUCUCGGAUAAGAAGUUUGGCGACUACUUCCACCUCUCCAGUGCACGGGAAGGGGUCGUGGCUAGUAUGAUCAGCUUGGGCAAUGUCAUUGGCAAUCUCUUCGUCUCGUGGUGGUUUAUUUGGUAUGUCGGACGUCGAUUUGCCUUUAUUCUGGGCACCAUUAUCCUCCUGGUCGGUGUUGCCCUCCAAGCCGGUGCUCGCGAUUUCGCCAUGAUCGUGGUUGGCAGAAUUGUGGCCGGGAUUGGUACUGCCAUCAUCGGCACGAACCUUGCUGCAUAUCAAGCCGAAGUUUCCUCUCCCGAAAUCCGAGGUCGAGUGGUCUCCUUCGUUCAACUAUCCUACCAAGUUGGUGUCCUCAUCGCCUAUUGCGUCGGACUCGGGACCGUCAAGAUUUCCGGCAACAACUCGUGGAGAAUCGCGACUGCGCUCCAAGUGGUUCCUGGUAUCGUCUUGAUAGCAGCCUCCUUCACCAUCCCUGAAUCUCCUCGCUGGUUGGUGGAGCGCCACCCUGAGAAGCCGGAAGUGGCUUUACGGGAACUCGCCAGAAUCCGUAGACUUCCCACCGACAACGAGAGCGUCAAGCACGAAUAUGCCGAAUUGGUUGCCGCACGCGACUAUCGUCUGGAGAACGAGAACACCCAGAGUUGGUCAUACUUCCUUCGAUCAUUCCCUGUCUGGAAACGAAUUGCGUACGGUAUGACCACUAUGGCCCUCGGACAACUCUCUGGCGUCGGUGCCUUGAUGAUUUACGGCAUCCUCAUUUUCGAAGGUCUUGGUUUCUCAUCUGGAACCAUGUCGUUGCUCCUGAACGUUGUGUCGGGCGUCCUCUGCCUCGCGGCCACGGGAAUCACCACUGGAGGAGUCGACAAAUGGGGACGCAGGAUCACCCUGCUUGCUGGUUCAGCUACCAUGAUCUUGAGUUAUGUCAUCAUUGGAGCACUGUCGGAUGCAUAUCCCACGGCCACGAACUUCAACCACGGCGCCGCCAUUGCCUGCGUUGUUUUCAUCUAUGUUAUUAUGAUGGCAUACAGCGGUGCAAUGGGACCGGUCGCCUGGAUCUACGCCAGCGAGAUCUUUCCUACUCACCUUCGAGAUAAGGGUGUGAAUGUCAGCCAGGCAGGCCAACAGAUCACCACACUCUGGAUCAAUCAGGCUUGGCCAGUCAUGUUCGGCAAUGUCGGUCACAACGCGUACUGGAUCCUCGUCGGCAUCAACCUGAUCGGCUUUAUUGUGGUCUUCUUCCUCUGGCCGGAGACGAAAGGCAUCAGCCUUGAGCAUAUGGAUCAUCUCUUUGGGGAAGUCGACAAGGUUGAAGCACAGGUUCGGGCCCGAGGGCUAUCGACGGUGGAGGAAGUGAUUAUUCAAGGAGAUGAGGAGAAGGGCUCUGCGGUGAUGCAGGAAAAUGUCGAACGGAAGUGAUGGACAGCUGGGCGUCGGCAGAGUUUUCACUUGGAUCCAUGAGAAGUCAGUUUCUACCGGAUCAGGUGUUCAGUGCGAGAACUAUUAGAAGUCAUGAGAAGCUGUAUCUUUUCAUCGGACUUUCACUCA